AUGUCAUUCAUUUAUUCGUCUAAAUUAACUUCACUGCUUAUAAUUUUUACUCUCUCAGUGACAGGAAAAAAUCAUUUUGUUAUCACUGGAUUCCCUAGUGUUUCAGAAUUAGAUUACCUUAUUAAUUUCCUUGGAUUGGAGUAUAGAUCACGAGGAAGUCUUGGCUCUGAUCUUCAUUAUUUUAUUACAACCAGGACUGGAGAUAGUUUGCUUGAGUUAUACGAGACGAUUCUUACAUUUCCUUGGGUCAGAAUUAUCGAGCAUCAGUAUCCACUUUAUAUUCAAAAGAAAUCUCUAAUUUAUAAUUCCAACUCAGAUGAAUCAGAGGCUCCAGUUCAACUGAUAGAGCUUCCGAACGAUGACGAGUAUCGCUUAGUUUAUGAGCAUCAUGCAAAACUGCUUAUUGAAAAGCUCAAAUUCAACGACCCAAAUGCACCCUAUAUGUGGCAAUUACUCAAUUCUGGCAACAAGUUAAUUGGAAAGACUCCUGGUAUCGAUAUUAACGCCUAUCCUGUAUAUGCUGCAAACAUAACAGGCAAAAAUGUAAUGGCCGUUGUUGUUGAUGAUGCUUUGGAUACAACGCAUGAGGAUCUCUCGCCAAACAUUAAUUCUGAUUAUCUGGCCGACUUGCAAAAUGACACACGAUUAGAUGCUAGAGGAACGGAUGCGAAAAUGCCAAAAUCUCAAGACCAUGGGACAGAGGUUGCGGGUUUAUACGCAGCUGUGGCUAAUAAUUCAAAAUGUGCAUUUGGAGUAGCUUAUGAUGCCAAGUUGGGAGGUGAGCUGUUUAAUAGAUUAAUCCAUCUGAUUUAUGAUAUAAUCAAGGGUGCUUCGGCAAUUGUGAGUUGGAGUUAG
Messenger RNA from Rodentolepis nana, 855 nucleotides. The record is from the annotation of a GenBank genome assembly. NCBI's taxonomy places the organism in Eukaryota, Metazoa, Platyhelminthes, Cestoda, Cyclophyllidea, Hymenolepididae.